Anastrepha ludens (Mexican fruit fly) is the source of this 765-nucleotide messenger RNA. RefSeq lists its product as uncharacterized. Bases 1 to 765 code for a protein of 254 amino acids. The record is from RefSeq and is a predicted model, not a curated record. Lineage: Eukaryota; Metazoa; Arthropoda; Insecta; Diptera; Tephritidae. The transcript has a single exon.
AUGAAUUUGUUGAAGCAAUAUGGUAUGGAAGAUUGCAAUAGUGGAAUGACACCAUCCGAAGUGAAUGUUAAGUUUCCAGAUUCGAAAAAGCUGUCUGAAGUAAAUCAUUAUAGAGAAUUAAUUGGAAGUUUGAUGUAUUUGUCAGUGGCAACGAGACCUGACAUAGCUAAUACUGUAUCGCGUUUAGCACAGUAUGUAACUAACCCAUCCAUGUGCCAUUGGUUAGCUGCGAAGAGAGUUCUGAGAUAUCUUGCUGGCUUGGCACAUAGGGGAUUAGUGUUUCGUAAGACGAAUGACCCACUAAUUGGCUACGCGGAUGCUGAUUGGGGAGGUUGUACCGUAGAUCGUCGUUCAUAUACCGGCUACGUAUUUUUAAUUAGCGGCGCUGCGAUUACCUGGAAGUCGCAAAAGCAGCGCACGGUCGCACUAUCAUCAACGGAAGCGGAGUAUAUUAGCUUGGCAGAAGCAACGGAAGAAGCAAUCUAUUUACGAAGUUUGUUAACUGAGCUUGGUCUACAAGAGUUUAUCGACAUAACAAUUUUUGUUGAUAAUAAAGGAGCUCAAUGUUUGGCUGGUGAUCCUGUUUUUCAUGCUCGCACGAAGCACAUCGACAUUAAACAUCAUUUCAUUCGUCAAACAGUCGCCGCUGGCCAUUUGAAGCUACAACACAUAUCAACGCACAAUAUGGUUGCAGAUGUUAUGACGAAAUCACUCUCAAAUGUUAAUCACGAAAGAUGUCGUACUGGACUUGGUUUAACUACUUAG